AUGCAAACAGCAAAUUUCAGCUCCAAUGGCGACCGGUUUUCUGCUUUCACACUUCUUCCUCACUCCGCCAUCAGAGAGGUGACCCUUCAUCUUCCAGAGAUGAAACAGCGGCUUCGUUUUGGUUGCGCUAUGAGUCCAGCAAAUUGUUUUUGGACAAUAUUCAAGCAACGGAAGGUCAAACAUUUUACGAGCAACGGAGAACAGGUACACGUAAAGACAGGAAAAUCCAAUGGUUUCCCUAAUGAAAAGAGUGAAGAUCUAGCUGCAACUCGAAUUCAAAAUGCAUUUCGCACAUUUACGGCCAGAAAGGAUGUAAAUAAUUCGAAAGUGCCAGAGAGAUGCCAGGAUCUAAUUCAAGGUGAAACGGCUACAAAACAAGUGUUAAGCUUCAUUCAUUCAUGGAACAGAAUGCAGCAAGAAAUUAGAGCACGUAGACUCUGUAUGGUCACAGAAUAUCGAGUCAAGCAAAAGAAACUGGAAAAUCAGCUGAAGCUUGAGGCUAAAAUUCAUGAACUUGAGGCAGAAUGGUGCGGUGGGUCAGAAACAAAGGAGGAAAUACUUUUCAAGAUUCAGCAACGAGAAGAAGCUGCUGUAAGACGGGAGCGGGCUAUGGCUUAUGCAUUCUCUCAUCAGUGGAGGGCCAAUUCCAUCUUAGAUUUGAGCCCGGCUUCAUACAGCCUUGACAAAGAAAACUGGGGAUGGAGCUGGAAGGAGAGAUGGAUUGCUGCUAGACCGUGGGAGAUCCGAGCUAAUACUCAUCCCACCAUUCCAAAGAAGGUGCAGACGAAGCAAACAAGCAAACUCAAUAAAGUGACAUAUCAACCGGGGUCGAAGGUCUCAAACUUAGCCAGACAUUCUUUGUCGAACAGUGAGGGGCGUUCAAAGGCCAGAAAUUCUGCUAUACCCAACUGCUGAAACAAGCUACAAGAAGCUGAAGGUCAUUUUGUAUUUAAUCACACAACCCACAAACCACAGCUGACUAAUUCAAUGAUAUGAAUUUGGUAGUUCUCACUAUAAUUUCACGCGGCUUGCUUUGUAGUAUGAAUCUCUACUAUUAUGCCUAAUAAGAGUUUCAUAUCUUCCAUGAAAAAACAUGCUUUGUAUUCCAUCAUUUUCUUCCUCCUAGACAUUUCCUUGAUUAGUCUGCUAUUCUCAAGAAAGAAGAAUACAAGGUGUCUGAACCUAAGAGGUCUCAUUUACACUUCCCCUGCUCUGGGUUUAUUGCUCUGCAUAUACUGAAUUAAAGAAGCACCAACUAAAGCUGAGCAUUGUCACUAUCUCCACAUGAGACAAUUUUUUUAUCUAAGAGUCUGCAUAUAGAGGAGAGAGAGAGAGAGAGAGAGAGAGAGGAACAUUCCAGCUAGAUUCUGAAAUUUAACAGGGUUGGGGACCAUAGGCAGAUGGUGAAGGAAAAUAAUUUGGUGGUAUCCAUCUGUAUAUUCUUCUAUAAUUGGGGUUUUUUUGUGUUCAUACCCUUCUUUCUUAGUUGUCCGGUAGAUUUACUCCACUCUACCCCACUUGGUCUAACAGCCACGCUAUCUAUCACGUUCAUAUUGAAUAUGGUGCAAUAUUUCAAAUUCCUCUACCACAGGAUCUUAUUGAGUUCUAAUCAGUUUCCUUUUCUCUAUCAAAACCUAAAAAACAUUGUUUCAGAAGGAAAUACUAUCCCUUAUACCAAUACUGAGAAACAGGAAUCCAAUUCUAGUAACUUGAGCAAAGCCGGAUCCCUAAGAUUGGUAUAAGCUCCAACUUGAGGUUCAGAUAAGAACGGAAUCUUAGUUUCAAUGGGCUUAUCAGAAUCAGCUUUCUUGUGCUUUCCUGGUCACACUAGAAUUCAGAUUCUAAGAUUAUCAUUCAAGGAAGCUUAAAGGAAUGUUUGCCAAAAAUAAUUUGCCAAUUUUGUGAUCAAAAUUUCUGAAUUUGACGCUCAGUAUUAGGAGGCAAAACAUUGGACUUGCUGAAUUUUUUAGUUCUACAACUGUCUAGCAAUUAUCUACUGUUCUAGGAAAGUGACUUGUCAUUUGCCAAUUUGCCCCAAAAUCCAAUCAAUGAAAAAGAAGUGAAAGAUUUAUUCUCAUAAUUCCUUCUGCAGGUUUUAAGGAAGUUGCUGAGGCAAAACAAGUUUCUCUUAGAUUCACUAAAGCAAACAUCAUAGUUGCAGGAAAUAGCAAUUAGCUUAUGCAAUCUAGACAACAGCUUAGCUCCUUUAACCAGGUAAAAGGAUACCAACUAUUUUCCUAUUGUUUUUGGAACAAGAAAGCAUCCACCAUCUUUAACCAAAGCUGAUAAGCAUAAUAAGGUCAAGAUAUGCCUAAACCUUUAAAAUCUAGUCUUUUCCCAUAGAACUUUGCUGUUAAUGUUAUGCAUAGAAUUCAGGGGACGGACCAUACCAGAAACAGGCUCAGUUUCCUGCAUAAGGGGAAAGUAGAACAUGCCAAAGAAACUAAAAUUGAAAUAUCGAUUUAAAAAAAGUAAUCAGAAUAAUCAUAGUCUUGCUACAGAAACAAAUAAGAAAGACAAUUCCAUCGAAGAGAUUCAUCAAAGAUUAGACCUGAGAGGUUUUUUUUUAACAUAAACAACUGACAGAAGCUUAAAUAAACCAUGGACCAUAAGACCUGAAAAGGUACUCAGAUUCACUACUUCCAUGGUAAAGGCCAUUGAAACAAAACGACCCAAAAUUCUGCCUCUUGAAAUCCAUGCGGUGGCUUGACGCUGGUGCUGCUAACCUUGGCUUUUCUAAUUGAAGAUGCACACCUGCAAUAACAAAACGGUCUAAA
Molecule: messenger RNA, 2777 nt
Organism: Benincasa hispida (wax gourd)
Lineage: Eukaryota; Viridiplantae; Streptophyta; Magnoliopsida; Cucurbitales; Cucurbitaceae
Product: protein IQ-DOMAIN 10-like
Source: RefSeq, a predicted model, not a curated record